Messenger RNA from Racocetra persica, 138 nucleotides. The record is from the annotation of a GenBank genome assembly. Lineage: Eukaryota; Fungi; Glomeromycota; Glomeromycetes; Diversisporales; Gigasporaceae.
CAAAAUUGAAGAUAAAUAUGAUAUGAUCUAUGAUGUAACAAGUGCAUAUUUUAGUGAUAAUGAAGACUCAAAAUGUGAAAUUAAUAAAAAGUACUGCAAUGUACCUGAUGAUGAAAAGAGAGUGAUAGACAACUAUCG